CCUGACGGCAGUGACGGCGGUCACUCACAAACACAAAUACUGUAUGUAACAUGACAGCUGAGCGCUGAGCGCUUGAACCUCCAAAUACCUUACCCUGUGUCAUGUUCCAGCUCACAACCCUCAGGUUAGCUAGCCAUCGGGUUCAUCGACUUGCUUCAGUCAAUAGUUCCGUGGCAUAUUGCAGACCGGCUUUGAGGUCUUGGUGCACAUCCUGUCGUCCGCAGAAGCAGCGGCUACAACUCACAACUGUUCGAUAUCUUUCAACCUCCCCUCUAACAGCAGAGGACGCUGCGUUGUCGACAAAAGCACCUUCCUCCGGAGGCAGCCAAACUGAGCCUGUUCCUUACCAUGGUCCACUUACACAGACAUUCCGUCGUCUCAAAAUUUUCUCCCUGUCAUCCUUGGGUCUGUCAUGUAUCAUGACCCCAUUCAUUUUCAUCGUCGAGUCAUCACUCCCUCUAUCGGCUCGAAUCGUUCUGGCAUUAACCGCACUUUCCACAAGUUCUAUCUCGACUGCCCUUGUCGGGUGGUCCGGCGCAUCCUAUGUCGUCGACCUGCAAAGACUUCCGCCAGCCGACAAUGGCGGCAUCGAAGGCAUUGAGAUGACCACGCUUACAAUCACGCUCAACAAGCUCGUCACGCGUGUGUACGAUGCUGACUUCCUAUUAGAGACGAAGCGACCAUUUGCGAAGUGGGAGCUCGCGCAAAGUUUCCUCCUGCCACCGUCAAAUGAAGACGCACUCAUGGCAGCGAAAGGUGGCGCACCGGGCGAGGAAGAAACAAUAGCAGAAACCUUCAAUGCUAAGGGCGAGAUCGUAGGACGGUGGAUUGUUAAAUGGGAGAAUGAUAGUGCAGGAACAUGUCACGGAACGGGAAAAGUCGUGCGAUACUUCAAUGUGCAUGAGGAGCUGCUGUGACACUUGUGCAUCUAGGUCGUUGCUUUGAAUUUGCACUUUCUCCUCGUUAUUACCGUCAUUUUUACGGAGUCGCGACAACA
Suillus clintonianus is the source of this 997-nucleotide messenger RNA. RefSeq lists its product as uncharacterized. Gene Ontology annotation, cellular component: mitochondrial membrane. The record is from RefSeq and is a predicted model, not a curated record. The transcript is spliced from 2 exons. The coding region runs from base 102 to 917 and encodes 271 amino acids. Lineage: Eukaryota; Fungi; Basidiomycota; Agaricomycetes; Boletales; Suillaceae. Gene Ontology annotation, biological process: mitochondrial proton-transporting ATP synthase complex assembly.